AUGGAGAAGAACAUUAAGUUUCCAGUUAUAGACUUGGCUAAGCUCAAUGGUGAAGAGAGAGACCAGACCAUGGCUUUGAUCGACGACGCUUGCCAAAACUGGGGCUUCUUUGAGCUGAUAAAUCAUGGAAUACCAUAUGAUCUAAUGGACAACAUAGAGAGGAUGACAAAGGAACACUACAAGAAGUCUAUGGAACAAAAGUUCAAAGAAAUGCUUCGUUCCAAAGGUAUAGAUACUCUUGACAGGGAAGUUGAAGAUGUCGAUUGGGAAAGCACUUUCUACGUCCAUCACCUCCCUCAGUCUAAUCUCUACGACAUUCCUGACAUGUCUGACGAAUGCCGGACGGCGAUGAAGGUAUUUGGAAAGAAGCUGGAGAGUUUAGCAGAGGAGCUGUUGGAUUUGAUGUGUGAAAAUCUAGGGUUAGAGAAAGGGUACUUGAAGAAGGUGUUUCGUGGGACAAAAGGUCCAACUUUUGCGACAAAGGUUAGCAACUAUCCGCCGUGUCCUAAACCGGAGCUGAUCAAAGGGCUUAGAGCUCACACUGAUGCAGGAGGCCUCAUAUUGCUGUUUCAAGACGAUAAAGUCAGUGGUCUUCAGCUUCUCAAAGAUGGUGAUUGGGUUGAUGUUCCUCCUCUCAAGCACUCCAUUGUCAUCAACCUUGGCGACCAACUUGAGGUGAUAACCAACGGGAAGUACAAGAGCAUAAUGCAUCGUGUGUUGACGCAAGAAGAAGGAAACAGGAUGUCUGUUGCGUCGUUCUACAACCCCGGAAAUGAUGCUGAGAUCUCUCCGGCACCAUCUCUGGGGGAGAAAGAGUCGGACUACCCGAGUUUUGUGUUUGACGACUACAUGAAGCUCUAUUCCGGAGUCAAGUUUCAGCCAAAGGAGCCACGUUUUGAGGCCAUGAAGAACCCUGCAGCAGCCUCGGAUUUGACUCCGGUGGCCACCGUCGAGACAUUCUAA
Molecule: messenger RNA, 963 nt
Organism: Microthlaspi erraticum
Lineage: Eukaryota; Viridiplantae; Streptophyta; Magnoliopsida; Brassicales; Brassicaceae
Source: the annotation of a GenBank genome assembly